AUGGAGAACUACACUGAUGUUACAGUUACUUACCUCAAUGGACUAAAUGAGACAAGGUUACAAAAAAACAUCUAUUUUGUCUUUACUCUUAUUUUUUACCUGUUGAUCAUAUUCCUGAAUCUGACACUGAUUGCUACAGUCCUUUUGGACAAAUCCCUCCAUGAGCCCAUGUACAUCUUCAUCUGUAACUUGAGUGUCAACACCCUGUAUGGAACUGCUGGUUUCUAUCCUAAACUCCUGGCUGACUUUCUCUCUGACACUCAUGUCAUCUCAUACACUGGAUGUUUGAUUCAAGCCUUUGUCAUCUACUCUUAUGUUCCUUGUGAAUAUACCAGUUUAACAGUGAUGGCCUACGACAGGUAUGUGGCAAUAUGUAACCCUUUGGAGUACCAUGCUAUCAUGAAUACUAUGAUUACUGUAAAAUUAAUUUUGAUUUCCUGGAUUCUUCCUUUGUGUGAGAUAAUGAUUGGAAUUGUGUUAACUUCCAGACUGUCUCUGUGUAGAUUUCAGAUUGACAGACUCUACUGUGACAACUGGUCAAUUGUAAAGCUGUCCUGUAUGGACACAACUCUCAACAAUAUCUAUGGAUAUAUUUUAGUAAUUGCUCAUGGUUCACAAGCCUUUUUUAUUAUAUAUUCUUACAUCCAGAUUGUAAGAGCAUGUUUAAAGUCUAUCGAAGGAAGGAUUAAAUUUAUGCAGACCUGUUUGCCCCAUUUGAUCACAUUAAUCAACUUUGCUAUCUCCACCAUAUUUGAUGUGAUGCAUUCUAGAUACGGUUCUAGACACACACCACAGACUCUUAACAAUAUCAUGGCAAUGGAGUUUCUAGUGAUCCCUCCUCUUUUAAAUCCUCUCAUAUAUGGAUUAAAACUCACUCAAAUUCGUCUAAGUGUUAAGAGACUACUGUAUAAGAGAAAGGUAGACUCUCAAAACUACUUAACAAGUUUGUAA
Lepisosteus oculatus (spotted gar) is the source of this 951-nucleotide messenger RNA. RefSeq names its product olfactory receptor 8I2-like. Gene Ontology annotation, biological process: detection of chemical stimulus involved in sensory perception of smell; G protein-coupled receptor signaling pathway. The record is from RefSeq and is a predicted model, not a curated record. Gene Ontology annotation, cellular component: membrane. NCBI's taxonomy places the organism in Eukaryota, Metazoa, Chordata, Actinopteri, Semionotiformes, Lepisosteidae. Gene Ontology annotation, molecular function: odorant binding; olfactory receptor activity; G protein-coupled receptor activity.